AUGAACGAAUAUGAGUUGGAAGAUAUUGUCAUAAAAAAGUCCGAAGAACAAGUUUGCCUCCAAAAGAAUUUAAGAAUUGUUUGUUGGUUGAAAUUGGCUUCCCUUCUUAUCCCUCAGUUUGAAGAAGCUUUUAAAGUACAUAGAGGUGUCCUUAUUUGUGUUCACUUUGUUGUUGUUACUAGUGGUGAUGGUGGUGCUCCACCUGUGAUAGUUUUCUCUUCAGCUUGUGCAGGGUUGGCAGGUGGUGCUGUUCCAGCAGUCGCUCAACUUGCAUCAUCAUCUUAUCAUGCAGUGGUCUCAUCUUCAUCAUUGCCACCUCCAUCCUCUCGGGAUGACAAG
This is a messenger RNA of Ilex paraguariensis (yerba mate), 339 nucleotides long. Lineage: Eukaryota; Viridiplantae; Streptophyta; Magnoliopsida; Aquifoliales; Aquifoliaceae. The record is from the annotation of a GenBank genome assembly.